This is a messenger RNA of Kluyveromyces marxianus DMKU3-1042, 1206 nucleotides long. RefSeq names its product Asa1p (gene ASA1). Bases 1 to 1206 code for a protein of 401 amino acids. NCBI's taxonomy places the organism in Eukaryota, Fungi, Ascomycota, Saccharomycetes, Saccharomycetales, Saccharomycetaceae. Gene Ontology annotation, molecular function: protein binding. The record is from RefSeq and is a predicted model, not a curated record. The transcript has a single exon.
AUGCCUUUUACACUGCGACACCAUAAAGUUGCCGUAACUAGUCUAUUGAACUGGUGUAGCGAAGAUAUUCUACCUACCUUGAUCAGUGGGGACGAAGAUGGUACUAUUUUAGUAUGGAACUUGCUCAAUAGGAAGCCGUUUUAUCGAUAUAAAUGUAAUGGACAAAUCAUAUCCUUGCAACAAGUUAACGAUUUGCUAGUCGCAUUGUGCAAGGAUCAUACAUUAAGGAUAUUUACGUUCCCGCUCUCUGUGACGUUAAGCAUUAACAAUACCUUUUCUACUUCUCAUAACUUGGCAGAAUUGAACUUGAUUUAUGAGAUCCCAGUUAACACCUUAAAUUUUGCAAAUGCGGCAGUACAACAUAUCAAUGGAGAUAUCUAUAUGUUGUGGUGCUGUAAUACACAAGACUCGGAAACAAUCGAUGUGUAUCAAUUCAACAUCCAGGAAAAAACGUCGUUAAGAAGACUCCGCAAGGCAAUUGCAUUAUAUGAACAUAUAUCUAAAAUGGUGGAUCCGUCAGUUAUGAAGUUUGAUAAAUUAGGGACUGUAAUGAAGUUCUUAUUGUACGAAGAUAGGAUAUAUAUUGGGUUUGAAUCUGGAUUUGUUGUUGCUGUAUCUCUUUCGGAUGAUCUAUCUUUACACGUCUCUUAUGUUUCAUCAGCACAUUAUCCCGAGCCUGUUUUGGAUCUCUCUGUUGGCCAUGAUUUAAAAAUGGUAUUAAGUUCAUCUACAACUUCCAGCUUAGGGUUACAUAAAGCUAAGUCGAAGCUAAAACACCAACACGACACUGCAGAAGGAGAUAUAAUUAUCGAUGACAGUGAAGUAUAUUCGAAUCUAAUAAAAUUGCCAACUAAGAAAGUGGCACACAUCCAACAAAUGGAUAAUAUCAUAGUCGUUUCUACCUGGUAUGGAACAACGGAAAUAUUUGAUACAACAGGUAGGGAUACUCUAACUAUUAUUCGAAAAGAAAGAGGACAAGUGCCUGUUGAUGACAAUCCAUAUGGUAACGCAUCACUUCCAAAAGAUUCCACUAGGGUUAAAAUAUCUUCUAUGAUAUGUAUAUCAAAAACAAACACUAAUGAAGUAUCAUCCAUUAAGGAUGUGACAGAAGGUAUUAAGCGUAGACUUCUACGUUUCUCAAACCAAACAUGGUGUUUGGUGGGGUACGAAGAUGGGUCAAUUGUGGUUAAAGAGAUAGGUCAUUAG